Molecule: messenger RNA, 4445 nt
Organism: Caenorhabditis auriculariae
Lineage: Eukaryota; Metazoa; Nematoda; Chromadorea; Rhabditida; Rhabditidae
Source: the annotation of a GenBank genome assembly
AUGGAGGAAGGACAGUUACUCUUGAAAACACUUGCCGAGGCGAACCAACUUUAUUACGAAAAAUCCGAGUGUCUGCAAAAUGCCGAAGAAGAAUUCCAAGCUAUUCAAGAAUUGGCUGUCAUGGAGCGCUACUCGCCCUUGCGAAGGGAACAACUGCAUCAGUUCCGAACGAACAGAGACUUCUGCUACAAUGAUACUCGCUUGCAUUUACAGCAACUCCGCGAUGCCCGAAUGCGCUUCAAAGAAUUUUUGGCUCGCAACCCUCAAUUGGUUAGUUUUCUUUUUAUGAGCUAGUCUGAAUAUAUUUGUAGAAGUCCGAUUACAUUUAUCGUUCGAUGGAGAGACUAGAAGCGGAUUACGUCGCGCAAAGAAGAGUUUCUACGGAAGCGACUGCGCAACCGGAACCAGAAAGGGAGCUGGUGGAACUGAGACCGGGGCUGGAAGUUCGACGAGAGCCGUCCGUGCCGCUUCAGCUCCAGCAGCAAGUUGGGGAAAAUCGUCAGCUGGAGGUUUGCGAUUAUAAUCGACACUUCGGUAAUUCCUUUUCUAUUGAAUAAUUAUGGAAUUUUUUGUGGACCCAAACAGGAACUUGAAAAUUCGCUUUUUUUUCUAUGGUAAUUUUGCUUUGAAGUUUUGUAUCAGAAAAAUUAAAGAAUGAAUGAGUCUUCUGGAAAAACAGAAUGUUUCGAGGCAAAAAAAUGUCUCCCGACCAAGAAUAAUUUUUCAGAAUGAAGACUUGGUGCCUCACGACGAUCCGAACGUUGGCGAGGAACCUGCAACGGCGAGCAACACUGAGAACGAGGUAAAAAUUCCAGAGAUUAUUCAGUAAGGGCUCAAAAGACUUUGAAGAAGUUGCUGCAAUGAGAGCUGAAUUAUCCAAAAUCUUUUCUCUACUUUUUCUAGAGGAAAAAAAAAGUUCGAGCCCUUUCGAGAUUUCAUAAGCCUGCUCAAAAGCGGGAAAACUCAUUUUGCUGUAAUCAGGAGCUUUGUAAAUUCCUAAGCAAAUCUUUUUCAGUUCCAAAAUUAGUUCUAUCUGUACUUUACUUGUGAAAAAUUCCAAUCAGUAAUAAAAGCAUGAAAAUAUCAUAUUACAGACUGAUGAGCCUGAGAAUCGCGACGAGGGUUCUGAAACGAGAAAGUGGAUACGUCGUGGUCCGAACGGGCGGCUCGAAUCGUUCUAAUCAUGAUUGCCGUUUUAGGCUUUAAAAUUGUCGCUUUUUAUAUUUGCUGAGAAUGAUCAAACUUCAUUUUUAUUCAACUUUUCGCAUUUUUUUCAAGAUAUGGAUUGGUUUUUUUCUAAUAGACCAGUUUUUCUCGAUCUGCUUCGUUUUCUGAUUCCUGAUCUUUUUCAUGCGUUCACCGUAUUUUCAAACAUUUUUUUUUCUGUUUCUGAAUUGGUCUUCUGAAUAACCCACCAAAUUUUGUUUUACUUUUAUCUUCAUUCCAUAUAUAAUCAAUUAUCAAAAAAUCUGAUUUCCUCAAUGACCCGCUGAAAAAUAAAAAAAUAACACAGCUGUAUUGUUGCUAAUUUUGUGAACGUACAAGUUGAGACGAAUAAAAAGGAAGUUACCAAAACAUUUAAGGUUUCGUUAAAACGACGUUAGCCAAGGAAUCAUUUUUAAAAGCAAAAAGUUUCUGUGCGGAUUUUGUCACUGUUCGUGGCAAACAUUCAGAAAAGCAUGUUCUCAACAUGUUUGAAUAUUCUCAAAAUAUAACGGAAAGAGGACAAAGCUUGCAAAUUGCAUAAAAUUCAGUUGAGAAUAUUUCUAUAGACAAAUUUUUCAGGUGGUCAUUCAAUAAUUGACGCUUUCCGUCACAAGAAUGGAUGAAUGAAGCUUCCAUCAAUAAAGUUAUUAAGAUUGGCUUUUUCAUGACAAUGUUCAUUGUGUAUUUUAUAAUAAAGACCAAAAACUUCUUGAAACAAAAGUCAAUUCUCCAGAUUUAUGAAUGUUGAGUUUCGCGCAUUGUUUGAAUGGCUGGUCAAAAGUUGACCCGCGAAAGAGUUGCGAGUUCUUCUUUCUUUGGCGCGCACACGUUCAUCGUUCACGGGGUCAGCGCGCCAUCUCUUCCGUUCGAAAUGCUCUGCAACCGGCGUGAACUUUCUUUCCGUCAGCUCUUGUCAGGGCUUUGUUUUGAUUAUGUAGUCCAUCCCGCUACUGCUUGUCACGUUUUUCUAUUCGCAAAAACUAUAUACUGCAAUAGAUAAAAUUGAGACGACUUCGCUUCUAGACCUUUUUUUUUGCUGUUUUGUGAAGCCGAAUAGAAAAAAGUUGUUUUUUGGAAAACCUUUAUUGUGCGCUUUUUUAAAAAUAUGACCGCCUUGCGCAAAACUUUACAAAGCUAAAGAAAACAUAAGACAAAGGUCGUGAAGCAAAACUGGUAAAAUUUGAUCAAACUUGGUAUAGGGUCUUUUUGGAGGAAAGAAAAACGUGUACAUUUGGUGCAAAAUGAGCUUCAUUUUCAAUAAGAUUUGAAAACUUAUUUGAACAAAAGAGUUCCCGUUUUAAUUUGUUCACUUUCGUUCCAAGUACAUGAGACAAUUUUUUAGAAAUCGAUAAGCAUACUUUGAAACGUUUGCAUUUGAAAGUUGUUUGUGGGAUUUGAUUUUUCCCACGGACCUUUCCCAUUGAUCAAGCGUUUUCUUUGGGCAACGGGCAUUGUCCUUUUCAAACAAGCGGCCGGCGGAUACUCUUUGUUCGAAUUGAUUUCCGAAUUGUCAUCUUUCCAUUCUCUUUUCGCAUUCACCUUCUCGCAAAUUUGUUUUCCAGUUGCUCAAAACAAUCUCGUUCACCCCCACAUGUGAUGAAGUAGAUUGUCAGAACUUUUGAACUGUAUCGUUUUUUGAAUGUGCAUUUUGUGCACUUUUUUGCCUUAACAAGGUGACACAACGACGCGGUUUGACAAUUUGAUAAUCUCUCUCCGUACAUGUUCGAUUUCUAGCCGUUUUUCCGAAGGUUCGAAUUCUCGAUUCAUGAAAACUCCUUCAGGCACUGUAAGAAUCUCGUGAUGUCGGUCGAGGAAGCUCUGGAACAGGGACGUCUUUUGACUGAAGCUCUCAUGCGAGUCGAGCGAAACUACAGACGCAGCAGCCAAAAUGUGGCUGAUCUUGACAGACGUGUGGAAUCGGCUACAAUUGUGGCUGUAACGACGCGUUUGACGUCUCGAAGGCACCGGCUCCGGCGCAUAAUUAUCAUGAGAGACGCCUGCCACGACGAAUGUCUCCAACUUCGGCGAGAAGUUACCAAUGCUCUGGACAGCCUCAACGACUUUGUAUCUUCACACCAACAUUUGGUUCGUUUUCUUGUUCAAUCUUUCGAAUUUGUGUCCAAAAACAUACGAAAACUCUUUUUUGUUGCUUUUUUGUAUGGAGCCCAUUACCCCUGAAACUUCGGAAUGUUUGAUAGCUGACCUUCGUAACGUCUGAUUUAAAUAGUCCGUUGGAAAAAACUCGAGUUUCAGGAAAAUUAAGCUCAACACGAGAAAUUUUUGAGAAGAAACCAAUCGAUUUUUUGCAGGGUCAUGAUUUUCUCUUUGGAAUGCUAGAAUUGCGUCGUCCCAUGGUGGAGCUGGAUGAUGAUAUGGAGGAAGCGCAGGUGCAGCCUAACCCCGAAGAUCUGGAACCGGAGGAGCCGACGCUGGAGGCCGAGAACAUUGAAGCGGAUCUCGACGUUUCCCAGCAGAAUGAUCCACAGCCACACGGAGAAGCGAAUCAAGAUGUUCAGCCGCCACAUGAGGUACAUUUUUGGAAGCAACCUAUUAAAGAAACUAGGUUUAAAAAAAAAUUUUUUUCAUCUUACAAAUGUUUUUUUGAUUUGCUUUGUAAAAAGAACUGGGAAUAACUUUCAUAUGUUCUUUUUGACUUAUUUGAAGUUUUUUGGAAAAAAUAUCAGAGUUUUUCAUUCAAAAAAUGAAAUUUCCAGUUGACCCUGAAAAUUCAUGAAAGUUUUUUUCAAACUACAAAACCAAAUCAGAGUUAAUAAUUAUUUUUUUGAUCUUUCAGACUGAUCCAUCGAUGACUCAAAGUACAACGGACGUUUCCACUGCAACUGGAACUGCCGGUUUUGAAUUUGACUUCGCUACUUCUGAGGACAUCAUCCCUGCUUCUGAGGUCCCUGACGCUAUUUUUGAAGUAACCGUUGUUACUUCUGAAUCUGCGGUUAACACUUAUGAGGAGGUACACUUUCAUUAUAACUUCAAUUUGAAAAAUUUGCAGUUAAAUUUAGUUUUUGUAGAACGCUCCAUCAAUUCUCAUAUCCACCAAAAAUGCUUAUAACUGUCUAGUAAUCCUUUGAUUUUUCAUGUUUCAGGUCAAUAAUACGAAGAGCCUCGAUGAAGCGGGAGAUACCAACCCAGCCGUAGGAGAGAGGAUGGAGGUUCCAGAGGAACGAGGCGGAUUGUCCGACUGCGAGAAUGUGGCUCCGCCAAAGGGCGACCCCUCAACCUGA